This is a messenger RNA of Sapajus apella (tufted capuchin), 2697 nucleotides long. Its product is annotated as zinc finger protein 433. NCBI's taxonomy places the organism in Eukaryota, Metazoa, Chordata, Mammalia, Primates, Cebidae. Gene Ontology annotation, molecular function: RNA polymerase II cis-regulatory region sequence-specific DNA binding; DNA-binding transcription factor activity. Gene Ontology annotation, biological process: regulation of transcription by RNA polymerase II. The transcript is spliced from 4 exons. Bases 573 to 2591 code for a protein of 672 amino acids. The record is from RefSeq and is a predicted model, not a curated record.
AGUACCCUACGGCAGGGGUCCCCAACCCUGGCUAUGCCUCCUGUCAGAGCAGCAGAGGCAUUAGUGUGUCACAGGAGCCUGAACCCUAUUGUGAGCUCCGCAUGCGAGGGAUCUAGGUUGGGCUUUCCUUAUGAUAAUCAAAUGUCUGAUGAUCUAAGGUGGAACAGUUUCAUUCCGAAACCAUCUGCCACUUAGAAAAACUGUCUUCCAAAGAAACCGGUCUCCGCUGCUAAAAAGGUUAGAGACCUCUGGCUUAAAGAAUCUGUCGAUGAAUCCGGUCACACCGGUUCUGCAAAACCCCGUUUCCAAGGGCUUCUGCUGUCACUCAGGGCUGCUGGGGCGGGGCCAGAUACUUCAUCCAAUCCGGGCUGCUGGGGCGGGGCCUUACCAGCUGCCCAUCGGGGAGUGAGGAGGCUCCGCUUUUCUCACACCCUGGCUCCGGGCAGCGCUCUGAGGUUGGGAGUCCGGCUUUCCCCUCCCAGAGGGUCCAGGUACCUCUGCCAUCGCUUCUGUCACUCUGUCGCCUAUGCUGUGACUUGCACUGGUCGUGGGAGCCCCCUGAAAGGCAAGAAAUGGAUUCAGUGGCCUUUGAGGAUGUGGCUGUGACCUUCACCCAGGAGGAGUGGGCUUUGCUGGAUCCUUCCCAGAAAACUCUCUACAGAGAUGUGAUGCAAGAAAACUUCAGGAACCUGGCCUCUGUAGGGAAAAAAUGGAAAGCCCAGAACAUAUAUGUAGAGUACAAAAAUCUAAGGAGAAACCUAAGAAAUCUUAUGGGAAAGAGACUCUUUGAAAGUAAAAAAGAUCAUCAGCAUGGAGAAAUUUUGACCCAGGUUCCAGAUGACAUGCUGAAGAAGAAAACAACUACUGGAGUAAAAUCAUGCAAAAGCAGUGUGUGUGGGGAAGUAGGCAGUGGUCAUUCAUCUCUUAAAAGGCACAUCAGAGAUGACACUGGACACAAGGCAUAUGAGUAUCAAGAAUAUGGACAGAAGCCAUAUAAAUGUAAAUACUGUAAAAAAGCUUUCAACUGUCUCUCCUCUGUUCAGACACAUGAAAGGGCUCAUGGUGGAAGGAAACCCUAUGUGUGUGAGGAAUGUGGAAAAACAUUUAUUUCCCAUUCAACCCUUCAAAGACACAGGAUAAUGCACAGUGGAGAUGGACCUUAUAAGUGUAAAUUCUGUGGGAAAGCCUUGAUGUUUCUCAGUUUAUAUCUUAUCCACAAACGAACUCACACUGGAGAGAAACCAUACGAAUGUAAACAAUGUGGUAAAACUUUUAGUCAUUCUGGUAGCCUUCGAAUACAUGAAAGAACGCACACUGGGGAGAAGCCUUAUAAAUGUAAUGAAUGUGGGAAAGCAUUCCAUAGUUCCACAUGCCUUCAUGCACAUAAAAGAACUCACACUGGGGAGAAACCAUAUGAAUGUAAACAGUGUGGCAAAGCCUUUGGCUCUUCCCAUUCCUUUCAAAUACAUGAAAGAUCUCACACUGGGGAGAAGCCCUAUGAAUGUAAGGAAUGUGGAAAAGCAUUCAAGUGUCCCAGUUCUGUUAGUAGACACGAAAGAACCCACUCUAGGAAAAAACCCUAUGAAUGUAAACACUGUGGGAAAGUAUUAUCUUAUCUUACAAGCUUUCAAAACCACCUGGGAAUGCACACUGGAGAGAUACCUUAUAAAUGUAAGAUAUGCGGGAAAGCCUUUUACUUUCCCAGUUCACUUCAAACACAUGAAAAAACUCACAUUGGAGAGAAACCCUAUAAAUGCAAGCAAUGUGGUAAAGCCUUCAAUUCUUCCAGUUCCUUUCGAUAUCAUGAAAGGACUCACACCGGAGAGAAACCUUAUGAAUGUAAGCAAUGUGGGAAAGCCUUCAGAUCUGCCUCACUCCUUCAAACACAUGGUAGGACUCACACAGGAGAGAAACCCUAUGCAUGUAAGGAAUGUGGAAAAGGAUUUAGUAAUUUCUCUUUCUUUAAAAUACAUGAAAGGAUGCACAGAGAAGAAAAGCCAUAUGAAUGUAAGGAUUAUGAGAAAGCAUUCAGUUUGCCCAGUUUCUUUCAUAGACAUGAAAGGGCUCACACUGGAAAGAAAACUUACGAUUGUAAGCAGUGUGGCAGAUCCUUCAACUGUUCGAGUUCCUUUCGAUAUCACGGAAGGACUCACACUGGAGAGAAACCCUAUGAAUGUAAGCAAUGUGGGAAAGCCUUCAGAUCUGCCUCACACCUUCAAAUGCAUGGAAGGACUCACACUGGAGAGAAACCUUAUGGAUGUAAGCAGUGUGGGAAAGCCUUUGGAUCUGCCUCACAACUUCGAAUGCAUGAAAGGACUCACUCUGGAGAGAAACCCUAUGAAUGUAAGCAAUGUGGGAAAGCUUUUGGAUGUGCCUCGCGACUUCAAAUGCAUGGAAGGACUCACACUGGAGAGAAACCAUAUAAAUGUAAGCAAUGUGGGAAAGCUUUUGGAUGUCCUUCAAACCUUCGAAGGCAUGGAAGGACUCACACUGGAGAGAAAUCUUAUAAAUGUAAACAAUGUGGUAAAAUCUUUAGAUGUUCCUCACAACUUCAAGUGCAUGAAAGGACUCACUGCACAGGCACCCCAUAAUCCCAGGCUUUAGGAGGCUGAGUUGGGAGAACUGUCUAAGCCCAGGAGUUCAAGACCAGCCUGGGCAAUAUGGUGAGACUCUUAUUAUAAAAAUAAAUAAAUUAAU